This is a messenger RNA of Mucor velutinosus, 756 nucleotides long. It is a transcript of the gene RAT1, whose product is annotated as 5'-3' exoribonuclease 2. The coding region runs from base 1 to 756 and encodes 251 amino acids. NCBI's taxonomy places the organism in Eukaryota, Fungi, Mucoromycota, Mucoromycetes, Mucorales, Mucoraceae. The transcript has 4 exons. Gene Ontology annotation, molecular function: hydroxyacylglutathione hydrolase activity. The record is from RefSeq and is a predicted model, not a curated record.
AUGAAGAUCAUUCCAAUCCCUGCUCUCGAAGACAAUUACUCUUACAUUCUCAUCGACGAAAAGACCAAAGAAGCUGCUGUCAUUGAUCCAGUAGAGCCAAUCAAAAUUCUAAAUGUGAUUAGUCAAACGGGCGCAAAACUUUCCAGUGUAUUUGCCACCCAUCACCAUUGGGAUCACUCUGGAGGCAAUAUCGAACUAGUCGCAAAAAAGCCUGGAUUGGCUGUUUACGGUGCAGAUGCGAGAAUUCCAGAAAUCAAUUACGUCUGCAAAGAUCGAGAAGAAUUCAAACUGGGAUCAUUAGACAUCACACCGCUCCAUACACCAUGCCAUACAAAAGGACAUGUCUGCUAUUAUGUUGUUGAUCCUAAUACAGGUGAACGAGCUGUCUUUUCUGGAGACACAUUGUUCAUUGGAGGUAUUGGAAAGUUUUUCGAGGGAGAUGCUCGAGAUAUGUACAGAAUUUUAUUUCACAUUAUUACCAAAUUACCGGAUGACACUUGGGUCUAUUGUGGCCAUGAAUACACAAAGAACAACCUAAAGUUUGCUUUGUCCAUUGAUCCCCACAAUGAAAAUUUGCAAGCAAAAUGGGCCUGGUGUCAAGAUAAAUCCAUCACAGUGCCUAGUACGAUUGGACAAGAAAAGCUGUAUAAUCCGUUCUUGAGAGUGAAUGAACAGGCAUUGCAGCAUGUCGUUGGUAAAAAUGAUCCCGUUGAAGUACUCCAUACCAUCAGAGAAAUGAAAAACUCAUUUCUUUGA